Amphimedon queenslandica is the source of this 3351-nucleotide messenger RNA. Its product is annotated as deleted in malignant brain tumors 1 protein-like. Gene Ontology annotation, cellular component: membrane. The record is from RefSeq and is a predicted model, not a curated record. Bases 1 to 3351 code for a protein of 1116 amino acids. Lineage: Eukaryota; Metazoa; Porifera; Demospongiae; Haplosclerida; Niphatidae. The transcript is spliced from 20 exons.
AUGGCAGCCGUAGUUACCCUUUUCUUAUUCCUCCUUUUCUCUGUUUCUUUAGUGUAUGGUUGUUCGUAUGGUUCUGUACGACUCUACGAUAAUGGUAGUGUAAAUCAAACAGACAGGGGAACAGUUCAAUAUUGUUAUUCUGGUUAUUGGAACAAUGCAUGUAAUGUGGGAUGGGAUUGUCCUGAAGCUAAUGUCGCUUGUCGUCAGCUAGGAUACUUAGGAGCCAGUACUUAUUAUCAAAAUGCUCAGCAAUAUUUUGGUUCCACUGGUUAUUCCAGACGAUAUUACUACUCUUGUUCUGGUUCUGAAUCAUCACUUACAAGUUGCAGUAGCUCUUAUUAUUAUUCUUGUCAAUCCUCUAGUUAUGCUGCUGGAGUGCAGUGUAUUGGAGAAAUUGAUGCUAACAACAAUACUGCUAAUUGCUCUGAGUCAGGAUCAGUACAACUGACAGGAGGUGCAACUGAUUCAGAAGGAGUAUUACACUAUUGUUACAAUGGUGCUUGGGUUCAAUUUUGUUCGUUGGGUGAUAAGGAAGCAACUGUAGCUUGUAAACAAUUAGGUUAUGAACCAUUUGCAAGGUUUAUUUCUCUAUCUGAUCUGGAUUCCUGGGAACUAGGCUAUUCCCCACUCACUAUCUCAUGUAGUAGUUAUGCUACUGAAUCGGAUUUGUCUAGCUGUUCAGUAUCUUCAUCUUCAUCAUCUUCAUCUUGCAUUUCUAGCUCUCUAAGCUGUGCAUCUCCUAAAGCUAUUAGAUGCUAUAGACAAAGUAGUUCAUGCACUGAUGGCAGUGUCCGUUUAGUCAACGGAUCAGUAUAUCAGGAAGGAAGAGUAGAAGUAUGUGUUGAUGGAGUUUGGGGCCCAGUCUGCAGCAGUGGGUGGGAUACUACUGAUGCUAGGGUAAUCUGCAAACAGUUAGGAUAUGCAGACUCUGGUAGGCCUGACGUUUCUGCUUAUGAUAAUCAAAAUGAUAAUCAAAGAAGAGCUGUAUUUCUAUCUAAUGUUACUUGCAAUGGAAUAGAAUCCUCACUGGAUGAUUGUGAUAAAGUAUUAUAUCCACUAAAUGUUGCAAAGCAAUUAGCUGAUACAACUGAUGAAAUAGCUGCUGUUGCUUGCAUCAUGACCACACCUACAGUGAAUUCUGCUGCAAAAUCUGAGGAUCCUUAUUUUAUAGCAUUUUGUAUCCUGGGUGCUGUUGUAUUGGUGUUGCUUAUUGUUAUGUGUGUCAUUGUAGGAUCAAAAUUGAGGGACAUUAGAAAGAAAAGGAGACUCACAAGUCGUCCCCUUCCAUCAAUACAACUGACUAAUGUUGAUGCAAGAUACGAGAUGGUUAAUGAGGACGAUGAUGAUGAUAAUGAUGAUCUCAAAAAUGUAUCUCAAGAUGAAUUUCCAGCCACAUCUCAAGAGGAAGCCUAUAGUUGUUCAUCUGGCUCUGUACGACUAUACAAUCAUGGUAGUGUAAGUCAAGCAGGCAGAGGAACAGUUCAAUAUUGUUAUUCUGGUUAUUGGAACAAUGCAUGUAAUGUGGGAUGGGAUUGUCCUGAAGCUAAUGUCGCUUGUCGUCAGCUAGGAUACUUAGGAGCCAGUACUUAUUAUCAAAAUGCCCAGCAAUAUUUUGGUUCCACUGGUUAUUCCAGACGAUAUUACUACUCUUGUUCUGGUUCUGAAUCAUCACUUACAAGUUGCAGUAGCUCUUAUUAUUAUUCUUGUCAAUCCUCUAGUUAUGCUGCUGGAGUGCAGUGUAUUGGAGAAAAUACUAACAAUACUGCUAAUUGCCCUGAGUCAGGAUCAGUACAACUGACAGGAGGUGCAACUGAUUCAGAAGGAGUAUUACACUAUUGUUAUAAUGGUGUUUGGGUUCAAUUUUGUUCGUUGGGUGAUAAGGAAGCAACUAUAGCUUGUAAACAAUUGGGUUAUGAACCAUUCGCAAGGUUUAUUUCUCUAUCUGAUCUGGAUUCCUGGGAACAAGGCUAUUCCCCACUCACUAUCUCAUGUAGUAGCUAUGCUACUGAAUCGGAUUUGUCUAGCUGUUCAGUAUCUUCAUCUUCAUCAUAUUCAUAUUCAUCUUGCAUUUCUAGCUCUCUAAGCUGUGCAUCUCCUAAAGCUAUUAGAUGCUAUAGACAAGAUAGUUCAUGCACUGAUGGCAGUGUCCGUUUAGUCAAUGGAUCAGUAUAUCAGGAAGGAAGAGUAGAAGUGUGUGUUGAUGGAGUUUGGGGCUCAGUCUGCAGCAGUGGGUGGGAUACUAAUGAUGCUAGGGUUGUCUGCAAACAGUUGGGAUAUGCAGACUCUGGGGGUCUUGUUGGUGAAGUGGCUUAUGAUUCCACCAAUCAAAGUUUAAUACAAAACAUAACUUGUAAUGGCACCACACAUUCAAUCAGUGACUGUAUCAUUAAUGAAGGAUCAUGUACAUGCCAAGAAGUGAUUAGUUUGACUUGUUAUGAGCCAACAGGCUGUGAAGAAGGUGCCGUACGUAUAACUGAUGGACUGAUCGAGAAUGAAGGAAGACUGGAGGUGUGUGUUGAUGGAGUUUGGGGUAGCGUCUGUGAUGAUGGGUGGGAUAAAACAGAUGCUCAUGUUGCAUGUCAACAAUUAGGAUUCUCAGAGCUAGAGCCUGAAGCAUAUUAUGGCUCAACAUUUGGAGUAUCUACUGGACCAAUUAUGUACUCUAACGUAAAAUGUGGUGGCUGGGAGACUAGCCUUGACGAAUGUGCUAAAACUAACUAUGUUAAUUUUACUUGUACUGGAGAUAGGAUUGCUGGGGCAUUCUGUCUUGAUGGAUGCAGGAAUGGUGACAUUAGAUUAUCAGGCUAUAAUCAAUUUGAAGGAGUUGUACAAAUUUGUGUUGAUAAUGUUUGGGGAGUUAUCUCUGGUGAGAGUUGGACUUAUGAUAACUCUUUAGUUAUUUGCCGUCAACUUGGUUAUGAUAAAAGUAGGCCUGACGUUUCUGCUUAUGAUAAUCAAAAUGAUAAUCAAAGAAGAGCUGUAUUUCUAUCUAAUGUUACUUGCAAUGGAAUAGAAUCCUCACUGGAUGAUUGUGAUAAAGUAUUAUAUCCACUAAAUGUUGCAAAGCAAUUAGCUGAUACAACUGAUGAAAUAGCUGCUGUUGCUUGCAUCAUGACCACACCUACAGUGAAUUCUGCUGCAAAAUCUGAGGAUCCUUAUUUUAUAGCAUUUUGUAUCCUGGGUGCUGUUGUAUUGGUGUUGCUUAUUGUUAUGUGUGUCAUUGUAGGAUCAAAAUUGAGGGACAUUAGAAAGAAAAGGAGACUCACAAGUCGUCCCCUUCCAUCAAUACAACUGACUAAUGUUGAUGCAAGAUACGAGAUGUUUUGUGAUUUCUUUAAAAGAAUAAUAUGA